AUAUGGCAACACUAAGCAAAUGUUUGUUUAUUUAUAAUUACUCCUAUCUUUCUGUCACAAAAACAGGUGAUCUAAGCUCAUUUUAGUUUUAAAUACGUUAUUUAUUUAUUACAUCUCCAUUUUAUUGCCUUUAUUAAAAACUUAUGAACAAAUUUUAAGCUGUUUUCGAAGAAUUAGCAGUUCGUGGUCAUACUCUUAAAAUGGAGGACGAAUAUGUUAUUGAAGAAUUUAGUGAAGAUGAGUACAACUCAUCAAGCUCAGAGGAUGAUGAUAUACAAACAUUUAUUAAAAAAGAAUAUGGUUUAAUAGAAGUUGAAGAUGAUUUUGAAGCAGAAGUUGAUAAAGUAAUGACUGCUCAUUUACAAAAAUUAAAAUCGGAAGAUCCAAGUGAUAUAGCUGAUCCUACUCCUUCCUGUUCAAUUGAAAACGAUAAAACAGAUGACAAGUCUAAAAAGACACAAGCAGAAAUUAAUGAUGAACUUUUUUAUGAUCCAAACAUGGAUGACGAUGAUGAAAAAUGGAUAAAUGACAAGAGGCGAUCAUAUAUUUUCCCAACAAAACAAACUUCAAGUUCGAAAGUAAAGCCUCUACCUAACAGUGAUGCUGUCCUUAAUUGCCCUGCUUGUCUGUCGCUUUUAUGUUUGGAUUGUCAAAGACACGAUAUUUACAAAAGCCAAUACAGAGCCAUGUUCGUCACAAACUGUACAGUAAUUGAGACUGAAACUUUGAAUUAUCCUAAUAAGAAAAAGGCAAAAAAGACAUCGGGUGAAAUGUUUGCAAAGCCGUCUGACGUUUAUAACCCAGUUAAAUGUUCCAUUUGUAAUACAGAAGUUGCUGUGUAUGACACUGAAGAAAUCUAUCAUUUUUUUAAUGUUAUUGCUAGUUAUUAAACAUUUAUUUUCUCUGUAAA
Molecule: messenger RNA, 910 nt
Organism: Parasteatoda tepidariorum (common house spider)
Lineage: Eukaryota; Metazoa; Arthropoda; Arachnida; Araneae; Theridiidae
Product: E2F-associated phosphoprotein
Cellular component (GO): nucleus
Source: RefSeq, a predicted model, not a curated record